AUGGCCAUCCUCCAAUUAUUGGCUAGCCCGGCUGGUCUGGCACUCACUACACUUGGGCUGUUCCUGUUCGCAGCGCACUACCGCAUCUCGAAGCGUCGGGAUGCCACACUUCCACUGCCUCCUGGCCCACCCGGCGAGCCUAUUAUAGGACAUCUCCGGGUUAUACCCAGCUACAGCCCAGAAUAUACCUACAUGCAAUGGGGAAAGGAGUACGACUCCGACAUAUUAUCAUUCAACAUUCUCGGCCAGCCAGUGAUCGUUCUCAACUCUGUUCAGGCUGCGACGGACCUUCUCGACAGACGUGGGGGUAACUAUUGUGACCGACCAAGAUUCGUUUUGUUUGAGGUCAUGGGCUGGGGAAAGACGUUGACAUUUUUGCGAUGGGGUCCUGAGUUCCGGAUGCAUCGCAGAAUUCUACAAAAAAGUUUCCAAAAUAGCAACAUUGUUCAGUAUCGCCCGUUGCAGCAAAGAGAGUCGACUUUGAUGUUGAAGGGAAUUGUUCAGAAGCCGGAUGAUUGGGAGAACAUCAUGCGUCGUUUUGCCGCAGCAAUUGUGCUGCGGAUCGGGUUCGGUAUCAAGAUCGACAGCGAUGCCGACCCCUUCAUUCAACUAGCCGCCGAUGCUAGCUAUGCUCUCGGUCACGGGGGGGCACCGGCCGGCACCCCAGUUGACUUCUUCCCCAUUCUGAAAUCAAUGCCCUGGGUGUUCCAUGACCGGUCCCUCGAAUUUGCUCGGCAAUGGAAGUGGGCAAUCCAGGCAAUCCACAACAAGCCCUAUGAAGCAGCCGUGGCUUCUGAUGAGAAGGUGAACUCCUUGAUACAAUCCCUGCUCGAUCAAAGGGAGGCACAACUGGAGAAGGGACAGCUAGCGGAGCUGUCAGUAGAUGACAUCAAGGGCGCGGCUGGUGCCGUGUAUGCGGCGGGGCAAGAUACAACAUGGAGCACAAUGGUCGUGUUUAUCCUGAACAUGGUCCUGUGCCCUGAAGUGUUCAAAAAAGCACAGAAAAUAGUCGAUGAAGUUGUCGGUCGAGACCGUCUUCCCACAUUUGAAGACAGGCCAAAACUGAGGUAUCUCGACUACCUUGUGCAGGAGACACUCCGAAUUUGUCCCGUGUCACCUGUCGGGGUUCCCCACCGGUCGUUAAAGGACGACACCUAUAACGGUUACUUCAUCCCCGCUGGGUCUUUCGUCUACGCCAAUGCACGGGCAAUGACUCGGGAUACAUCAAGAUACAGCAACCCGGACACAUUUGACCCGGAUAGGUACGUGUCUGCGGAGGAGGGCGGCAGGGGCGAGCCAUUUCCCAACGGCCAAUUCGGCUUCGGACGGCGCAUUUGCGUCGGUAAACAUCUUGCUGAAGCAAGUGUCUGGAUUGCUAUCGCACAGAUUCUCAGCACUCUCAAAAUUGGCAGGGCUGUGGACGGUAAUGGAAACGAAAUAAUUCCGGUUGAAGAAUUGACAGCUGGUUUGACAAGUCAUCCCAAGCAUUUCCCCUGCAAGAUGGAACCGAGGGAUCAACGAAGUUUUGACGUCUUGAUGGCGACGAACACAGAUACAUAUUGA
Geosmithia morbida is the source of this 1563-nucleotide messenger RNA. RefSeq names its product Cytochrome P450. The record is from RefSeq and is a predicted model, not a curated record. NCBI's taxonomy places the organism in Eukaryota, Fungi, Ascomycota, Sordariomycetes, Hypocreales, Bionectriaceae. The transcript has a single exon. Bases 1 to 1563 code for a protein of 520 amino acids. Gene Ontology annotation, molecular function: oxidoreductase activity, acting on paired donors, with incorporation or reduction of molecular oxygen; heme binding; monooxygenase activity.